Messenger RNA from Drosophila elegans, 790 nucleotides. RefSeq lists its product as uncharacterized. Bases 210 to 647 code for a protein of 145 amino acids. Lineage: Eukaryota; Metazoa; Arthropoda; Insecta; Diptera; Drosophilidae. The transcript has 2 exons. The record is from RefSeq and is a predicted model, not a curated record.
CUAAGUGCACGCAGCUCAUGAGAGGCUGUCGGAUCGGAGUACUUUUUGAUUAAUUAAUUAGCUGCAUUCAAAAUGGCCCAUAAAUCUUGCGGCGCAAAGACAGGGCGACCUCUUGGUCAAGGAGUCCGUCCUCUUGGCCAGGCUUGUCCGGCUAUAAAUGGCAGCGGCACUUGUGUAACGGUAAUUAGUUGACCACUCAAGUGACCAUCAUGCACAUCACACUAGUUUGCCUCGUAUUCACCUGGGGCCUGGGCCACAGUCACGCAGCCACCACAAUCCUGCAUGGCAACGGCCAAGUGGCCAGUGCCGUUUCCCACCAGAGCUUCACCAGAUUGUCGUCAGCGGAGCCCCUAAUCCUCCAGUCCCCAAAGCAACAGGUCGUUCCCUCAGCGCGGAUUGUCAACCACCACCACAGAGAAGUGGAGCGGCAACAGGUCGAGAGGUUCUUCCAGGCGACGCAGGAGCAGGAAAAGGAGGAGCAGCUGCCCCCCAUCUCCAGUCAGACACCCGCCCACCUCACCUACGCCGCCCAUCCGGUGGUGCACCAGAUGCUGCCCAGGAUUAAGCCCGUGCGGAACAUUAGCUUCGACUCCCUCGUUCCAGGACCUCGCAGCCUGGCCACCAACCUAAACUUGUCACCAGUUUAGAAUGCGAAAUAUGGUAUUUCACUUCGAAACUAAUACCACAUAAGUUUGUAUUAAAUACAAUUAAAUACCCCAUCAUAAUCUGCAAGAAGAAAUAUUAUAAUUUCCUCCAUUUUGCUAUUAAAAAAAAACAAGUAUUAAAUUUA